GGUGGCAUGUAUGUCUUUCAACUCUUUGACUACUAUGCAGCCAGUGGUGUGUGCCUUUUGUGGGUUGCAUUCUUUGAAUGUAUUGCUGUAGCCUGGGUUUAUGGUAAGUUUGUGCCCUUUUUGCCAAAUCAAGUGUGUAGCCUACAUUUAGGAAACAAACGUUAAUAUUCCGUUUUUAAAGGGUUAAACAGCAGCAACAACAACAACAACAAUGCAUGAGUUAUGACCUGGCGUGCGGUAAACAAUACCCUUGCUGUUCCUUUUCACGCUUAAAGUAAAUCACUUGAAUUGGCUUCCACGCGUAACCCAUUGGCUUCCAUUGGCUUCUAUUGAAGACAAAUUAUUAAGAACUAUGCCACCUCCGCACAGUGACCUUUAUAAUGAGGUGAACAGGAGCACAGCAACCCAAAUGCCUUUUCUAGAGGUGUUUUUAGUAGCGCUGUGAUAGCCGUUGCUAUUAUUAAGAGAGCAAGCAUGCUGGUUUUGUAGAUAAUCGUUUUAAGAUGCAAUUGCACAUAGGCCAUAACAGAGGUUGUCUCUUAUUGUUGAGCGGAACCUGUUCCUCAUUUUGUAAUGGUUAACAGUAAGCUAGAGAGAGAUUGUUCAUGCCAUAUGCCUUCAUGGAACAGCCAGUAGGUAGAUGAGGGUGUUUAUAGAGGCUAUGAUGGCACCACACCCUGUACUGUAGCUCUUUUCAUGGUCUAGAGAUGAAGAUAUACUGAUUCUGUUUAUAGUUGAUUGUGAGAUGUCACCCUGAUGUUUUACCUUGAGAAAAUGCACAGGUCUUAUAUGAUGGUUAACUUUAAUGUAUAGGAGACUAGGAGCGUGUCUCUAACAAGUCUGUUCUUCUGUAUUGUUGACAGGCGCUGAUAAUUUCUAUGAUGCGAUUGAAGACAUGAUUGGCUACCGACCUAACCCGUGGAUGAAAUGGAGCUGGACCUUUAUCACUCCCGUCCUCUGUGCAGUGAGUAUUCAACAGCCCAACACUGUUACUGUGUGUUCAACAGCCUUCCACUGUUACAAAGUGUUCAAGUGCCCAACACUGUUGUGAACCUCUUGGAUCAGAGUGAAGAUGUACUGUGAAAUAAGUGAUAAACCAUUUUUCUUGUUGUUGUUCCCAGGGUUGCUUUAUCUUCUCAUUGGUGAAGUACAAGCCCCUGACCUAUAACAAGGUGUAUGAGUACCCAGACUGGUCUAUCGGCCUGGGCUGGUCUCUGGCCCUUGCCUCCAUGAUCUGCAUCCCCUUGGUAAUGGUCAUCAAGAUCCUCCAGUCCGACGGACCACUCAUAGAGGUACGCAAACACAAAAGAUGAUGCUAGAUAACCUAGAUGUCCGAACUCCUAGUUGUAUGAAUACAAACACUGCCUGAAAGGGAGUGCAGAAUUGUGGUAAUGGCAUUCAGUAUGCAAUUGCAUAACUUGUAUGAUAUGGCACACAUGAUAUAAGCCGUCUACAUGUUACAGUAUACCAUGUCAUGUGAUUUCAUGGCAUGACACAAGGAUUUAUACAAAGUGGCUUUUUAUCAUUGCAUCAUUUUCAUGUCAUGUGGGUCAUAUGACAUUCUCCUCUCCAACCCACAGAGGAUUAAGGCAGUGGCUGCCCCAGUAAAGGGAGGUGCGAGUUCUCGCCCCAAAGAGUACAGUGUGAAGGGCAGCGAGCUGACCCAGCCUCUGAACCCCAAUGGGAACAACAUCCUGAUCAAGCCCACCCACACCAUUGUAGAAACGAUGAUGUGA
This is a messenger RNA of Coregonus sp. 'balchen', 1736 nucleotides long. NCBI's taxonomy places the organism in Eukaryota, Metazoa, Chordata, Actinopteri, Salmoniformes, Salmonidae. The record is from the annotation of a GenBank genome assembly.